Molecule: messenger RNA, 1190 nt
Organism: Pipra filicauda (Wire-tailed manakin)
Lineage: Eukaryota; Metazoa; Chordata; Aves; Passeriformes; Pipridae
Gene: B4GALT3
Product: beta-1,4-galactosyltransferase 3
Exons: 6
Coding region: 330-1190 (286 amino acids)
Biological process (GO): carbohydrate metabolic process; galactosylceramide biosynthetic process
Molecular function (GO): glycosyltransferase activity
Source: RefSeq, a predicted model, not a curated record
UGGUCCCGGCGGUGUCUGAGCCGGUACCGGGGCCAGGCAGGUCCUGGUGGUGGGCAGGUCCCGGUACCGAUGGUGUCCGAGCCGGUCCAGGGGUGGGCAGGUCCCGGUGGUCCCCGUGGUCCGGGCGGUGUCUGAGCCGCUCCCGGCCGUCCCUGCCCGUCUCCCUCCCGUCCCUCACCGCCCCUCUCCCCUGCCCUCCCGCAGCCCCGCCAUGCCUCCGCCGUGCCCGGCGCUGCCCCGUGCUGCCCCCGCGAUGCCUCCCGCUGCCCGCGCGUCCCGGCCCGGCGCCGCCGCCGCGUCCCGGUGAGGUUUUCCCCCCCGGUGAGGCGAUGCUGCGGCGGCUGCUGGAGCGGCCGUGCUCGCUGGCGCUGCUGGUCGGCUGCCAGUUCGCCUUCGUCGCCUACUUCUCGCUCGGCGGGUUUCGCAACCUCACGGCGCUUUUCGGCCGCGGGGCCGGGCCCAGCUUCGACUAUUCCCGCACCCGCGACGUCUACGAGAACCUGAGCCGGCUCCUGCCCCCCCGGCCCCCGCCGCCAGACCCCGCCAGACCCCUCCCGUACUGCCCCGAGAGAUCGCCCUUCCUCGUGGGUCCCCUGACGGUGACCUUCGCCCGGGUGCCGUCGCUGGAGCUCAUCCGGGCCAAGAACCCGGGGGUGGGCCCGGGGGGGCGGUACCGGCCCCCCCUGUGCGAGGCCCGGUCCCGCACGGCCGUCAUCGUCCCCCACCGCAACCGGGAGAGCCACCUGGGCCACCUCCUCUACUACCUGCACCCCUUCCUGCAGCGCCAGCAGCUCCACUACGGCAUCUACGUCGUGCACCAGGCCGGGAAUUCCACGUUCAACCGAGCAAAGCUGCUGAAUGUGGGGGUGAAGGAGGCCCUGAAGGACGAGGACUGGGAUUGUCUCUUCCUGCACGACGUGGAUUUGAUCCCGGAAAACGACCACAACCUCUACACCUGCGACCCCUGGAACCCCAAACACGUCUCUGUGGCCAUGAACAAAUUCGGCUACAGCUUGCCGUACCCCCAGUAUUUCGGGGGGGUCUCAGCCCUGACCCCCGACCAGUACAUGAAGAUCAACGGGUUCCCCAACGAGUACUGGGGCUGGGGGGGCGAGGACGACGACAUUGCCACCAGGGGUGUGUCCCUGUCCCUCCCAAGGGGGUGUGUCCCCAUGCCCUGUCCCCCCUAG